UUUUGGCUUCAUUUUUGCACAAUAGGAGGAGGCGGAGUCGCAUCGUCCAUGUUUUCUACAGUCAAUGGACGAAGCGGACUGAACUCCGGGGAGAGAGACAAACUUAAGUAUCGAUCCCAUCACGUUAGUGUAGAUCUGUCUGUAUCGAUGCUUGUAUCGAUCCGUCCAGUCUGAGUUGAAGCAGCAAUGAGUUCAGCUCAGUAUCUGAGAGAGUUCAUCAAGGAGAGACUAACUGCUGUUUGUGAAGAAAUCUUCUCAGAAGUUCAAAAAACCAUCGUCCAGUAUGAGGAGGAGAUCAACCGUCAGCACAGACUGCUGGAUAUCAGCCGGAAACCCGACAGAAACUCACACAUCAUAGACCUCCCACAAAAUCAUGACUGUAAUGAAGAGGAGGGUCUGGAUGAGCAGCAGGUCUGUAACCAGGAGAAGAACUCCAGUCCGGACCAGGAGGACCCAGAGCCUCCACAGAUUAAAGAGGAACAGGAGGAGCUCUGCAGCAGUCAGGAGGUAGAGCAGCUUGGACUGAAGCAGGAGGCUGAAGGCAUUAUUGUCUGGACUGAUGAAGAGCAGCUCAGACAGAUGGAGACCAUCUGCAAACCUGUGAUAAAUUUACACAGAAUAGACCUCCAACAGCAGGAUGUCUCUGAAAAGGACGAGGUUCUCACAGACCAGCAGGUCUGUAACCAGGAGAGGAACACCAUUCUGGACCAGGAGGACCCAGAGCCUCCACGGAUUAAAGAGGAACAGGAGGAGCUCUGCAGCAGUCAGGAGGGAGAGCAGCUUGGACUGAAGCAGGAGACUGAUACUUUCAUGGAGACUCGAUCUUAUGAGGAAAGUGACCACAGUGAGCAGCUUCUUUCUCACAGCUCCCCUGAAGGAGAGAGCCGAGAUCAUGAUGAAAAUGGGCAUGUGGAGUCAGGAUCUACUAGAAAUACAGAGCUGAAGAAGAGACGUCACAGGAAGAGAAGUCACAGACAGAGAGUAGACAACACUGCUGUGUCAGAGAGUGAGAGUAAACCUGUCUCAAGGAAAAAGUCUCUAGAAUGUGAGACCUGUGGAAAAACCUUUGGGCAUAAAUUUGAGCUGACUAUACAUCUGAGAGUUCACACAGGCGAGAAACCGUACACUUGUAACACCUGUGGAAAGAGAUUUUCUCACUCAUCAGCAUUAAGAAGACACAGCAGAAUUCACACAGGUGAGAAGCCGUAUUCCUGUAGCACCUGUGGAAAAAAAUUUAUUCAGAAAUCAAUUUUGGACUGUCAUGAAAGAAUUCACACGGGUGAGAAACCAUAUACUUGUACCACGUGUGGAAAAAGAUUUUCUGACUUAUCAGCAAUUAAAAAACACAGGAGAAUGCACACAGGUGAGAAACCAUAUUCAUGCGGGAUCUGUGGAAAAAGAUGUAGUCAGAAAGCAGCAUUGGAAUCUCAUGUAAGAACUCACACAGGCGAGAAGCCGUAUUCUUGUAGCACCUGUGGGAAAAGAUUCACUCGGAAAUCACUUUUGAACUGUCAUACAAGAACUCACAAAGGUGAGAAGCUGCAUUCUCGUAGCACCUGUGGGUCAUAGCAGUGUGAUGGUGGUAGUGCUUACACUGUCAAGUCGCUGCAACAACUGAUUGGAGAGAUGAUUCAUAUUCAAGCCAGUAUUUUCUGCUAUUUUAGGUUCUUUACAGUUUAAAGCGUCUUGACAGAACUGUCAUUGUGAUUUUGUGCUUUAUAAGUAAAACUGAAUAAAAUUGGAUUGUCUAGAGGAGUGAAGAACUCUCAUCA
Messenger RNA from Oreochromis aureus, 1772 nucleotides. RefSeq names its product zinc finger protein 229-like. Bases 187 to 1569 code for a protein of 460 amino acids. Gene Ontology annotation, biological process: regulation of transcription by RNA polymerase II. The transcript has 3 exons. The record is from RefSeq and is a predicted model, not a curated record. Gene Ontology annotation, molecular function: RNA polymerase II cis-regulatory region sequence-specific DNA binding; DNA-binding transcription factor activity, RNA polymerase II-specific. NCBI's taxonomy places the organism in Eukaryota, Metazoa, Chordata, Actinopteri, Cichliformes, Cichlidae.